Molecule: messenger RNA, 2046 nt
Organism: Cydia pomonella (codling moth)
Lineage: Eukaryota; Metazoa; Arthropoda; Insecta; Lepidoptera; Tortricidae
Exons: 10
Coding region: 731-1927 (398 amino acids)
Molecular function (GO): protein binding
Source: RefSeq, a predicted model, not a curated record
UUAAACUAAGAGUUGCUUCAGUCGUCAUCUGACUAGACUUAUUUUUAUACUUUAUACUUAAUGAUUCAAUUUUAACUUGUCACUAGUUUAACUAGGUACUUAUGUUAGGCUAGCUUUACAAUAUUAAUUUGAGUGAUGAGUGUGUAAAAUUGUUUAUGCGGUGUUAAACUUUUUAUACCGCAAUUAUAUACCGUAUAUUCACUUUUAUUAGCACCUUGAAAUGUAGGUGACUGACGUAAAAUACUUCCAAUGAAGAGAUUAACAUGUUUACGUUCAAUGUUUACUUUAUACAAUUGUGACCGCGGCCGGCAAAACUCCUACUUUGUCGCUUGCAUAAGGAAGAGAUCUGCUUGAUACGAAUAUAAUAACCUGACAAGGCGUUCUUAUGGCAAGCGACAAAAUGGGACGUUUUGCCGGUCGCGGUCCCAUAUAUUUAGAAUUUCAACACAAUCUUUAUUUCCUUUAAUUAUGUCACUAAAUACCCAUAUAUACUUUUUGUGAAACUACUUUAUCGCCAAAACUGUUUAAAUCAUGUACCUGUUGUCGAUUUUAUGAGCACAGCACUAUUAUGUCAUGAUAAAGUUUUUUAUCGACAACAGUUUGAUCGUACUCGUGAAUCUCAAAGCUCGCUCAAUAUUGUGCUUAAGCAUUUAAUUUAUGUUUUGUUUUAUUAAUAGAGUUAACGGUUGUGCUUAUUUCUAACUGUUUUGGUAUACAUUAAAACACGUGAAUGAUGGCGGACAUUCCAAGCGGAAGCGGAAGUGAAGAUUGCGAAGGUGUCAGACUAGUUGUGCUAAAUUUACCAGAAGAUGAGGGUGAGGGGCUAGGCUUCCGUUUAACAAGAACUUUGUGGGACCCUUAUCCUUGGGUCCGUGAAGUUACUCCUGGAGCAAGAGCUGACUUAGCGGGACUCAAAACAGGGGACUGUUUGCUUCAGGCGGAUGGAAAAGAUUUACUCGGUUUACCGGUUGGACAAGUGGCUGGGUUAAUCAGGGGAGAUGGAGCGGGCCACGGCGUUUCGCUUCUUGUUUGGAACUGUGGAGUGGAUCCAAAAGAUGAUCCAGAGCUCCUCUGGAGUUGCGGUGGAGGUUCUCGCGGUGAGAAAUCAAGGAGAGCUUUGGCGGGAGUUGUAAAAGCAUUAUCCUGCUGCGUCUGCGCCGCUACAGCCACAAAAGCACUAAACUGUGCACGGUCACAUUUGUACUGCGAAGCAUGCUGGAAGAGGCUAGAACGCUGUGCUUUAUGCAGAGAAGCACUGCCACCCAAGGAUUCCCCAUACGCUAGAAAUUUGGUCGCUGAACAGGUUUUCGAAGCAAUAGCAACAGAAUAUGAAAUCAAAGACGCAAUAAAAAAGCCAAGUGAAUCUGCAUCAGCCUACGCAUCACCCAACAGGUCCCCCAAUAUGUCUUCUGCAGCCUUCCGGAGAGGUCAAUACCAUCUAUCAGCAAUGAGGAAUCGCAAAACUGUACAGUUUGUAGAUAAAUAUAAACAAAACUACGCAUCUGACCCUAACAUUCACAGAUCUCUUAAUCAAGAUUCGAAGCCAACAGUCGAAAACUCAACUACCGAAACUGGAAGGAAAACUUGCGAUUGUCAACAAAGUGGAAAGUCAGAUAAAGUACCGGAAAUAAGAAUAAACGGUGAACAGAAAUCGCAGAAAUGUUGCCAGAGUAUGUUACAGCAUAGUUUGAUUGCUCGUGCAAGGCAAGCCUGCUCAUUGGUUGAUUUGCAAGCUGCGAUGCAGUCUUGUGCGUUGUCGAAGUCAUUAAAUAAUAUCAACACUGAAAACUGUAACGAACAAGGGCACCACAGUGGCUCUCUCGACAACUUGAAGAUAAAUUGUAAAACUACCUCAGAUAUGCCGCUUUAUGUGCUUUCCGCUCCACCGAUUUAUGUAUUAACGUGUGAUCAUAAUAAAAACGAAUAAUGUUAAGUAAUGUAUAUAAAUAAUAUAAAUCUUAUAAUUUGUAAAGAACUGUAAGUGCCAUUUAGUUUGUAACGAUAUCAUGUUAUAAUUUGAAAGGUUAAUAAAUAUUUAGAACUGUC